Cyprinus carpio (common carp) is the source of this 1853-nucleotide messenger RNA. RefSeq names its product dual specificity protein phosphatase 18. The record is from RefSeq and is a predicted model, not a curated record. Gene Ontology annotation, molecular function: MAP kinase tyrosine/serine/threonine phosphatase activity. Lineage: Eukaryota; Metazoa; Chordata; Actinopteri; Cypriniformes; Cyprinidae. Gene Ontology annotation, biological process: protein dephosphorylation.
UAGCACUCAAUUUAUUUAGCAGUUCCGUUUUUGGCGUUUAUAGCUCUUAGCACUAGGUGGCGAUGUGCUCCUACAGUUUCCAAGCCACAUCGAGUAGAAGAAGACUUCAUCAGCUGACAUCCGCGUACAAUAUUCAUAUACCAUGCCAGGAAGAGCAGGUGGACUCGGUGGGUUUGCUCAGAUAACGGACUGUUUGUACAUCGGCAACAGCAAAACAGCAAGCGACUCUUCGAUCAUCCGUUCACUCAACAUUACAUGCGUUAUCAACACAACUCAGGACGUAAGCAAAACAAACAUCCCCACUGUGGAUUACAUGCACGUGCCUGUCGCCGAUGAUCCUGAAUCCAGACUCUGUGACCAUUUUGACACCGUUGCUGAUAAGAUACAGCAUGUCAGUGAUGAAGACGGACACGUGCUGCUUCACUGUAACGCAGGGGUCAGUCGCUCGGCGACGCUGUGUCUGGCGUAUCUGAUGAAGCACCGCUGUAUGACGCUAGCGGAGGCGCACGCGCUGCUCAAAUCACUCAGACCCAUAGUGAGACCCAACAGCGGCUUCUGGAGGCAGCUGAUCGAGUACGAGCGCAGAUUACAUGGCAAAAAUACAGUCAGUAUGAUAAACUCUCCUGUCGGACACAUUCCAGAUCUGUAUGAGAGAGAAACAAGAGGCUUGAUUCCACUUUAGGAAAUGAAUAACAAACCGUGAUAUCUUGUGCUUCCUGUCAUCCCAUUCAUGUUUGAAUGAUUUUGGGCAUUUUUAUAGUUGGUUUAUGUAUUAUAAUUUUGUCUGAAUUUGUUGUUUUUUAUAAUAAAGUUUUUGAUGAUGUGCACAAAAAAUGCCACAAGAUGGCAGAAGGGCACAUUUAAUCUUACACAAGUCUUGGAUUACUUGUGGAUUAUUGUGAUGUUUUUAUCAGCUCUUUGGACUCUCAUUCUGACGGCACCCAUUCACUGCAGAGCAUCCAUCGGUGAACAAGUGAUGUAAAUGACUUCAUACAGUACAUCCACUAAAUAUCAUCUUGGGACCAGAUUUUUAAAAUCAAUGCAAAUAUGGCUUAAAAAGUGAGGUUAGUUCUGAGAACGCUCUUGCAUCUGUACAGUUAAUGCCAUCUGGUUCAAUAUUUUUGUUGGCCAAUACAAUGACAUUCAGGUAUUUUAGUCUGGCUUAAGUGUUCCAAUACAUUUUGGGCCAGUGUAUUAUCAAAGAUUGUUGUGGUUUAAACAAGAAUGUUUUUAUUACCAACAAUAUCCAUCAACAAAGUUCUAUUGUAAGUCCUGAAAAGCAAAUACCUCCAAUGAAAAAAAAGUGUGUCACUGAGUCAGUGAACAUUCAGUAUUGGCAAAAAACAUGUGCAUCCUAAAUCAACAUCCCAUACACUUUAAAAUAUAUUAUAAGUUGUAAAUACAACUAAAAUUAUUAUUGUUUUACAAGAAAAAUAAAUCAGUAUUUCCAUUUCAAAAUGUUUAAUUCAGUGUUACUUGCUAGCAAUUUCUAUGUGAAAAUCAAACAUUGGUAAAGUCAUGCUUUUAAUAUUUUGAAGAUCUUUAAAAAUUUUAUUUAUUCCUGUGAUGUAAAGCUGAAUUUUCAGCAUCAUUACUCCAGUUUUCAAUGUCACGCAAUCUUUUAGAAAUCAUUCUAAUAUGCUGAUACAUGCUCUUAUGCAGUCAGCUACAGUACAUGCUUUUAUCAUAAUCACAAUACACACUUUCCCCAAAGGGAAGUGAAUACGGAAAGUUUUGAAGUUAGUAAGUAUAACUACAUGUCCUUUGCAAUGAAGAUCUACAUAAAUGGAAGAAAAGAUUAUGUAUAAUACAUGUUUAUUUAUGAUCUGAAUAAAUUCUAUAUCUAGAAUGUU